Rhodamnia argentea is the source of this 400-nucleotide messenger RNA. Its product is annotated as anaphase-promoting complex subunit 13-like. Gene Ontology annotation, biological process: protein K11-linked ubiquitination. The coding region runs from base 107 to 298 and encodes 63 amino acids. The transcript is spliced from 4 exons. NCBI's taxonomy places the organism in Eukaryota, Viridiplantae, Streptophyta, Magnoliopsida, Myrtales, Myrtaceae. Gene Ontology annotation, cellular component: anaphase-promoting complex. The record is from RefSeq and is a predicted model, not a curated record.
AGCUAAAGGUUCAAAUUUUUCUCGUUCGGGUUCGAGGGGCGCGCGGUGCGCUUGGAGGUGAUUCAUCUCCUACUUCUGGGGUAGUGGUAGAAUUGAAGGGCAAAAUAUGGCAGAAUUAAGCAUGGGUAUACUCAUAGAUAUCGUGGAUGAAGAAUGGAUGAGAGACACUCUGCCUGAUGAUGAUCUUCCCUUGCCGCCCGUGUUGCUUGUUCGAAAUGAAGAUGUUGAAGAUUCGAAUCAGGAGACUAAGCAAGCCGAUGGAGAUUCUUGGCAUGAUCUUGCUUUAAACGCCCAGUGAAGUAUACUGAGAGGCGGGUUAAUCCUUGAAACGAUGUUUGGGCGCUGGAUUUUUGUUAUCUUAGCCACAUGACUUUCUUGUGAUUAUGUUUCUUUAUGAGUA